This is a messenger RNA of Durio zibethinus, 2273 nucleotides long. The record is from RefSeq and is a predicted model, not a curated record. Lineage: Eukaryota; Viridiplantae; Streptophyta; Magnoliopsida; Malvales; Malvaceae.
CCGAUGCACGCUUGCCAACGAAACCAAACAGGCGUCCUUCAUAGCGCAUCAAAUGGCUCCAACCACAUCCACCGAAUUAUUGUAACUCAGUAACUCUUCACUCUAGCGCAACAAAUAGCUCCAACCACUUCCACUGCACUAUUGUAACUCAUUAACUCUCGACUCUGACCUCGCAAAUGCCAUUAGUCAUACAAAUAAAAAAGACUUUGGUCCAAACUCACCCAAUAAUCAAAACUCUCAUUGCUACAUUCACGCAAAGAAACAAGACAAAACUCAUUAGCAAAGAUGGGGAAGAAGCGGGUUAUGGUGCCAGCCGAGAAACUGGACUUGUCGACCGUGAAAUACGAGCACGAAGUAAUCAAAGCUCCUCAUUUGACGGGUUUGAUGCUCAAGUUGUUUGUGAGGAUAAUUGAAGCUCCAGUUAUCGGUUCUUUGAUCAUAUCUCUCUUGAAAAAGCAGAACAAAAUAGUUGAGAUGUUGCAGAACACUGUGAUACCAGAAGCACCCAUGUUUAAACCUGAAUUUCCUCCCCAAGAAGCAGAACCUUCUGUUGUCAUUGUGGAUGAAGAAGGAAAACCUGAAGACCGAGUUGAAUCAGCCUUAAAGUGUCUUCCUCAUUAUGAUCCUGCUAGUUGCUGGAGUGGGGAUUCGCUUCCAUCAUUCCGAUACUGGAAGAUUCGUGAUUAUGCUUAUGCUUAUCGAUCUAAACUUGUGACACCUUCUAUGGUUGCAGAACAAAUCAUCUCAGUUAUUGAGGAGUGUAACUAUCAUAAGCCCCCAACACCAUUAUUGGUUUCGUUUGAUGCUGAGGAAAUAAGGAAGCAAGCUGCAGCUUCAACACAAAGGUUUGAGGAAGGAACUGUUGCUGCAAGUCAUGCAGGAAAUCCGUUGUCAAUCUUGGAUGGAAUAUUCUUGGCAAUCAAGGAUGAUAUAGAUUGCUAUCCUCAUCCAUCUAAGGGGGCAACAACAUGGAUGCAUGAGGUUCGCUCUGUUGAGAAGGAUGCAGUUUGUGUCUCAAGAUUGCGGAGUUGUGGUGCGAUUUUUAUUGGGAAGGCCAACAUGCACGAGUUGGGCAUGGGCACAACUGGAAACAAUCCAAAUUAUGGAACAACCAGAAACCCUCAUGCACCUGAAAGAUAUACAGGUGGAUCCUCCUCUGGUCCUGCAGCACUUGUAGCUUCUGGACUAUGUUCUGCUGCCCUGGGAACAGAUGGUGGAGGUUGUAAAAGUUAUUACCUUAGUUGGAGUCUUGUUUAUUUCAUUUACAAUAUAUUGAUGUUCUGUGGUUUACUGAAAACAAAGGCAGGUUCUGUCCGCAUUCCUUCAUCCCUUUGUGGUGUAGUGGGCUUGAAAACAACUUAUGGGCGGACGAGCAUGAGAGGAUCGCUAUGUGGUUCUGGGACUGUGGAAAUCAUUGGACCAAUAGCAUCAACAGUGGAAGAUGUCAUAUUAGUGUAUGCAGCAAUUUUGGGUUCCUCUCCUGAGGACAGAAUCAGUUUGAAACCGUCUCCCCCUUGUUUGCCAAUUUUGUCUUCACUUGAGAAUGAAAACUCUUUGGGAUCAUUGCGACUGGGGAAGUAUACAGAGUGGUUUAACGAUGUACAUUCAACUGAUAUCUCGAAUGUCUGUGAAGAUGUUCUCAACCUUCUGUCGAAAAGCCAUGGAUGUGAAACAAUAGAGAUAGUAAUACCAGAACUACAUGAGAUGCGCACUGCUCAUAUUGUUUCAAUUGGAUCUGAAACAGUAUGCUUUCUAAAUCCCGAUCUUAAAAAUGGGAAAGGUGUGAAAUUGACAUAUGAUACUCGUACUAGUAUGGCACUUUUUCGAACAUUUUCUGCAUCAGACUAUGUUGCUGCACAAUGUCUUAGACGAAGGAUAAUGCAUCAUCACAUGGAGAUCUUCAAGAAGGUUGAUGUCAUAGUUACCCCAACAACUGGCAUGACAGCGCCAAAAAUACCACCUAGUGCUCUGAAAGAUGGAGAGACAGACAUGCAGGUUGCAGGUUAUCUCAUGCGGUUCAUUAUUGCUGGUAAUCUUCUUGGUCUUCCUGCCAUUACUGUCCCUGUUGGUUAUGACAAACAAGGACUUCCAAUAGGUCUGCAACUAAUAGGCCGUCCAUGGGGUGAAGCUACAAUUUUACGUUUGGCUUCUGCAGUAGAGGAACUUUGUGCUAAAUCCGUGAAGAAGCCUGCCUCCUUCUAUGACGUUUUAAAGACCAAAUAAAAGCUUUUUACAGCUCAAGAUGCGUGACCCAUGUUUUAUUGCAGAUCCCU